Porites lobata is the source of this 1816-nucleotide messenger RNA. The record is from the annotation of a GenBank genome assembly. Lineage: Eukaryota; Metazoa; Cnidaria; Anthozoa; Scleractinia; Poritidae.
GGUGAUAGCCAGAUCAAGCAAUAUCAACAGCCAAUAACGAAUUUUAGAGACCUCAAAUUUGAUCGUUUUCAAAUCAGUAAUGGAACGAAGUGCAGAGACUAAAGAGGAACCUGGCAAAUGCAGUAAGUAACUAGUAAUUAUCAAGGUAUAGGUCACGUGUUAGGCGUCACGUGUACAUUAUGCUAAGCAGGUUAGCCCUUGCGUGGAGCGGCCAUGUUGGAGUUGUGAUUAAGUGUUAAGAAAGUAAAACAAUAAUAUCUAAGUGGUUUUACAAGUGAGUAAAGGUAGUAAAUAAUAAUAAUGAUUAUAAUAAGUAACACUGGUUUUAAAACCUUUCAUAGAUUGUUUUCUCUUUAUCAAGAAAACAUUUGAUGCUUUUGGCUUUCCAGUUUACUAAUUACAUCUUCCAUGCGUUUUACUAGCAGCGAAAGCAAAUGAGCGAGAAACCCCGUAGUCACUGUUUGGGUGCCACCUGCUUAAAGCUGAAAUUUGGCGGACGAGGGUGAUGUACUCUCCCCAGGUCUCUGCAUCCACGACCGCCGUAGUAGAGGUUUCUUAAAGCCCCUAUUAUCAUGCGCGGGGUUACUUCCUUGGCGAUGGAGCCGUUGACUUGUUCCCCCAAUCUUCUCUCGGCUCCACCGUCAAAAAAAAGCAUUGGCCCGCUAAUCUCGACGGUUACCCAGGCUAGAUCACUACUUAAAAAACCAAAAUCGUUUUUCAGAGGCUCAUUAUUGCGUGGACGAAGACGACAAACGGUUUGAACCAAUGUGCAGCCACCCACUGAACGGUCCAGGAGUUAAUGGCUUGAUGAUGGGGAAGGACGAAUGCACGAGUCCCUCUGGAUUUUACGAUUUGGAAAUACCUAUCAACAAAACUUUGCCAUGUACAGACACCAAGAUGCGAGACACCAACUGCAAAGAUCUGGAUGUAAGUUUCAGUUUUACGAGUCUCGCGCAAGUUGCACGAAAGUGUCAGGUGAAAGAAAAAGAGUUGUUCUGUUGAUGUUAAGUGACGUCUAAAUUUCUCCGUGCGGCUUUGUUUGCAAACCCGGCGAACACGAGGAUAGUUAAUGUUAACGAAAUUCGGGUUGAACAUGAGGCCAUUUUGAGACUCCGACUCCGAAAACGUAUAUUCUUACUUUUCUCGAAAAAAACAAAUUCAGAUUACUUAUUACUGGCCUAAGAGCUAUAACAGAGAAAGAACAAAACCCCUGCCACUCAAUGCUCCACGUUUCCUCGAGCACCAUGCACGAUCAUGGUAAAUGAAUUCAAAGUGACGUACCUGGAUCAAUGUAAGUUUCUGGGAAACUACCCACCUACCCCUCCCCUACUUGUUAUUAUUAUCUUAUCAUUAACAUUCUUCUUCUUAAUUAUUAUUAUUGUUAUCAUUAUUAUUAUUAUUAUUAUUAUUAUUGUUAUUACUUAUUAGUUAUUAUAACAGCAAUUGACCGCCCAUUCUUCAGUGCCUCAUUUAUCUAUUAAGUAAUUUUACUUUCUGUUCAAACAAGGAAAUGCCGCCUAACAGAAACGUUAUUUGAUGACUUUAAGAUAUCUUCUUAUGAUUUAUCCUAUUAUGUGUUGAUGAAAAUAACAAUUAAUAACUAUUAUAAUUAUUUAUAAUUAUUACUAUUAAAUUAUUAUUAUUGUUUGUUUGUUUGUUCCUUGCUCUAAGGUGCAUGUGACCCUCACUUUUUUUUUUUGACUUCUAGCGAGCAAAGUUCACUAAGAUGAAUGUCUGGGUGCAUUACAUUUACUGGUCAAAGAAAUACCCUCAAAAUCCAGACAAUCCUAUAUGCAAAGCAGUGGUCAUUGAAUAG